AUGAACAACUACUAUCCGUAUGGGUACUCGACGUACCCAGGGCAGCCACCUGCUCAACCUUACGCGUAUCCGACUGCACCCUCUUUCCCACCGCCAACGUAUCCCCCGCCUACAAAUAACGCGUUUGAACCUCACUCCCAACUUCCCGAUCCCUACGACCAGAGUCAAAGUAUGAUACCUGGACUCGGUUAUGCUCCGCCUCCCCAAGGUUAUGGUUGGCAGCAACCGUUGCAACCACCGCCUCACCUACCGCAGCAGCCGCCGCCGCCAAUACCCACUCCGCAGCAGUGGGUUCCGAGAGAUGAGCCCAAGCUGAUCCCCGCGUCGCAAUAUUACCCUAGAGAUGCCGUUAAGGAGGCAUCCAAGACUCGAAAUUCCGCCAGGUCUGGGCCUAACUCGCGGCAAGCGCUCAACCAAGCGACUAAGGGCAACGAAGAUACUGAGGAAGGCGAGCUCAGCGAAGGCGAAUUCAACGACUUGUACGAGCCGCGAGAUGCCAUCAUGGAUACCAGCCCUCGCCAACCAGCCAGCACCGCCCAGUUGGGUGCGGCAACCUUGGAUCAGGUUGACAAUGGCCAUGGUGCCUCUGCCGUUGUCAACUGGUAUAAUGGCUCAAAGAAUGGUGGGGUGCAAAGCCCGGCUGCUGUGGAAACUACUACACGAGAUCGAUCUGGCUCAUAUUCUCCAUAUCUUUCUCCUGGUGAAAUGCAUACACCUGUUGCCAAACACGGCCAACACACUACUUCCCAGAAGCAACAGGACCACAGUCAUGGAACGCAUUCCUCUGGGUCUGGAACCGCCCACUUAGGAGCUCAUGCGUUACCACAAGCUCGAAGGAAGGCACUAGCAGCUAUCCUUAACCUAUGGCCCCUGGAUGUCCGCUACCAACAGUACAUUGACGAAGGUAUUGACGAAGCGGUCGUCAAGGAUUUGUUUGCUCAGUUGGACUUGGAUAUCAGUAUUCCGCGUCAAUCCACUGUUCCUGGAGUCUCAGCUCAAGUACCAGGUGACUCCCAGCCAGCUGCCCAGGCGAGUACCAUGCAUUCAAGGGCGCGAGCAGCUACGGCCAUCGCAAAGCCUCCUGUGCAGGGUCAAGCGCCAGCUUCGUCGGCUAAGUCAGCUGGAGAAGAGCGAAAGGAUCGUAUCGCUCGUUUGCUGGCCGCAAAGGGUGCAAAAGCUGCCACUUCAACAUCUAGCAGCGGACCACAAGUCGAUUCAAAACCAGGGCAGGCUCCCGGUAUGAGUGACAAGGAACUUGCCCAGCAACAAAAGAUGGAUGCCCUGCAGAAGUCCCGGGAAGCUCGCGCUCAGAAGGCUGCCGUGCGUAAAGGUUCUUUGCAGGCUUCUCAGUCAAAGGAACCAUCACCAGUAUCAUCCACCCGGCCUCCUUCAGCAACAACCGAUCAUCAAGCCACUCCUUCGGCAUCCCAGCUCCCUCAACCCGCUGUACCUCAAAAACCACCAAAUCAAUCUGCUCCCGCAUCCGCAUCAUCUAUCCCCGGCCUAUUCUUGUCAGCCGCCCAAGCUGCUCCAGUCAACAAUCAACGGAAGCGUCCUGUUGCAACUGACUUCGUUUCAAGUAAUCAAACCAGCAAACGUCCUUUUGGCUAUCACCGCCAAGACAAGCCUUUCGUUAUUGAUGUUAGUGACGCAUCGGACGACGAAGACGUUGAAAUGGAGAAAGGGUCACCUACGGAUGAGCCUACACACUCUCAGCAGAUGGGCACCUCCUCUCAAAGGACCGCUUCAUUCCGUGACUUCCCGCCGCUCACAGAUGGUCGCCCCCAGCUUAGCCCUGCACCUAGCAACAUUGCUACGCCCCAGUCAGGAAUAAUCGCCGCUCAGCCCAAACAGGCGCACCUGGAAGUGAUGGACAAGCAGAUCGAAGCCAUGAAGCGGAAGAUCGCAUUGGCUGAGGCCCGUCGUAAGCUGAAGGCCGCUAUGAGUGGCCAGUCGUCUGGUUCUAAGUCGAAUGUUCAGACGCCAGACAACACCGUUGAAUCUGAUGGAGGCAAGCCAGCCAUGAGAAGGGUGCAGUCCAUGGGGGCUUCCAAUGCGUCAGAUCAGCCCAACGGGGGCUCCUCGCCUGUAGUUGCUGAAGCCAGCAGUUCUAUGCGCUUGCCCAAACCGUCCGAACAGAGAGUUGACAGUGAAUCAAGUCGUACUGAGAAACUUCGUGCCGUCAGCACGAGCCUUCCUCUUGUGGAAGGCAGACUACAAGCAAAAAAGAGCAAGUUGCGCUUGCUUCAGUCUCAGGUGGCUCGUUUGCAAAAGGAAAUCGAGGAAGAGGAUGCCGAGAAAGAGAAGUUAACGCAAGAGAUGGAACAACUCAACCAAUAUUCCGACAGCGAGUCAAGUGAGCCACAGAAUCAGCUGAAAAGCAACUCCGUGGACCCUCUUGUUUCUCAAAGGUCAACAAAACCUCAGUCUGAAGUUCAGGCUCCAGUAUCUGAUGUUGAAGCCACAAUGCUGGCCCCAGCCUCCGAUGAAGCAGGCGAUUCGGCUCCUCCCAGCGGAGAUGCUCCCAAGUCCCCCUCCCCCGUUGCGCAAAAUGACGAAGAUGCCUCCACCGUGGCACAAGUCAACAGUGCGGUUACUGGUAAAGCCGCGACGGGCCCCCCUCAAGCCCCUGAUUCUGCAAACAACGCGGUGUCCGCAACUUUUGACACGUCUGCCAGCCAGGUGACAAGCGCCGAUGAGGCAGAAGAGUUGCGGCCUGUUACAAGUUCCAGUGAUGGUCCUUCUGAUGUUGUCAUGGAUGAAACUGAGGACACCAGUUCUCAAGACGAAGAGCAGGGGUCCUCGGAAGCUUACGAGCCGCCUGAGGUCAUUGCUCCUGUAGAUGCCGCCAAAUCUCCAUCCAUCAGCCCAGUACCCGCAGGCAGUACCGUCUCGCUGGCUAAUAGUGAUGCUGACCUGCAGCAGCCAAGUUCAAGAAAUUCACCGGUUCCUGAACAGAUCUCAUUAGGUGUAAAUGAAUCAACCCCUGAGCAAGGAGUUGAUGCCGUGAGAGAAGCCCCUUCUGCUGCGCAAAGCACUGAUGAGAUUUCUUCCGGAGAUCGUUUCACUCCCUACGAGAGCCCGCUGCAAUAUUUCCGUGCUUAUCGAUAUCAUCCCAAGUAUGCUGAAACCGUCGCCGGCGGGCUUCGGUCCCUCACAUAUAGCAACAGGAUCGACCCGAAUCUACCCGUUUGCCCAGACCAGCUGGCAAGUCGGGAAUGCCCCAGAGGUGCUGACUGCAUUUACCAGCACUUCGAGGCCAUGAAGCUGCCGGGUAGGUCGCCUUCGCCCCGCAAGGACUGCUGA
Messenger RNA from Colletotrichum truncatum, 3306 nucleotides. The record is from RefSeq and is a predicted model, not a curated record. Lineage: Eukaryota; Fungi; Ascomycota; Sordariomycetes; Glomerellales; Glomerellaceae.